GAGCAGGUGUUACUAAAGCAGCCCCGGUGCUCUGUUACUUCACACGUUAUCCCUCCUCCUCGGUGCACAACCAAGAAGCUGCUGUUCAGAUAUCCCAGAUUCCAGACCUACUAAUGGCAGGACGUCUUGCUCUCCGCUUGGUGGACAAAACAGCUGUCCGCUUGUCCCUUAGGCCUUCAACAGUCAGUCUGGACGUAAGGCGGAGGGCGGGGGGGAGCGCUACCGAUUCCGCGCCUGCUGGGAGCGUCAGGACCGAGGCCGAUCUCCCUCACAUCAGCUUACCCACGUUACUGUACAGGCUUAUCGUUAAGGGCUACUACAAUCAGGUGCAUGAGCUGCAGCUGUAUGAAAAACAGCUUUAUGGUCCCAUGUUUAAAGUCAGCAAUGGCAAAUUUCACACCAUUUCACUGUGUAAUGUGGAGCUGCUGGAGGAAUUGAUGAGGAAAGAUGAGACGUUCCCUUGUAGAUCAGACAUGACCCUGUGGACUGAAUAUCGAGAUAUGAAGGACUUAGGCUAUGGACCUUUCACUCAAGAAGGAGAGAAGUGGUACAAACUCCGGGCUGUGCUGAACAAACGCAUGCUGCAUCCCAGGGAUUCUGUGAAGUAUGAGAAUGUGGUGAACGAUGUGAUUACAGACUUUAUCAAGAGGAUUUACCAUCUGCGUGAGACGAGCUCCACCGGCGACCUGGUGUCCAACUUCUCCGACGAGCUGCACCGUUUCUCUCUAGAAGGGAUAGCCUGCAUACUGUUUGAGACCAGGAUUGGCUGUCUGGAGAAGGAGAUUCCAGCUGAGACUCAGGGCUUCAUUAACUCCAUCACACAGAUGCUCACGUCCAGCGUGUUGGUGCUCCUGCUUCCCAAGUGGACGCAGAAUUAUUUGCCAUUCUGGAAGCGCUAUGUAGACGGCUGGGAUGGAAUAUUUUUAUUUGCACACAAGCUGAUUGACAAGAAAAUGGAGGAUAUUCAGAAGCUCCUGGAUGCAGAUCAGGAAGUUGAAGGAGGGUACCUGAGUUACCUGCUCUCUAAAACCAACAUGAGCCAAAAGGACGUGUACGGGAGCGUGACAGAGCUGCUCCUGGCAGGAGUCGAUGCAACAUCCAGCUCUAUAACCUGGGCCCUCUACCUGCUGGCACGGAAUCCAGAAGCCCAAGAAACUUUGUACCGGGAAGUGAGCAGCAUCGUGAAGGAGGACAGAAUUCCAUCAACUGCGGACAUAAGCCGAAUGUCUUACCUCAAGGCUGUCGUCAAGGAGACACUCAGGGUGUACCCAGCUGUUCCCCUAAACGGACGCGUUAUGACAGAAAGUGACGUCAUAAUUGGAGGACACUUCUUCCCAAAAAAGACCUCAUUUGCGAUCUACCAUUACGCAAUCAGUCAGGAUGAGACUGUCUUCCCUGAACCAAGGAGCUUCAAGCCAGAACGCUGGUUACGGGACGGACAUGAGAGACCUAACCCAUUUGGCUCCAUCCCUUUCGGGUUUGGAGUGAGAGGGUGUGUUGGCAAACGCAUCGCUGAACUGGAGCUGCACCUAAUUUUGGCACGGAUAAUUUCGAAGUUCGAAGUGAAGCUGGAUCCCAACGUAGGAGAAGUGAAAGCGGUCAUGCGUUUCGUGCUUGUGGCAGACAGACCACUCAGUUUUUGUUUUCUGGAGCGAAAGCGUGCUGAGAGUGUGUCACAGCAUUUAACACAAAUCACUGAUUCUCAGUAGUCCUACCACUUCCAUCAGCACUUCUCUCUGAAACACUUUGCCUGCAGCGCCAUACAGGGCAUCAGUAUCACCAUUCAGAAUGAGGAUUCUAUCAUCCAGUAUAGCAGUAGAUCUUUUUUUUUUUUUUUUUUUUUACGAGGGUGAGGAAAUGAGCAUGGUACCAAUACUUUUUGCAUAUGCACACAAAAUAAUCAUGUAGUACAUUACACUGCCUGGACAAAAAAAAAAAA
Messenger RNA from Clarias gariepinus (North African catfish), 1939 nucleotides. RefSeq names its product sterol 26-hydroxylase, mitochondrial-like. Gene Ontology annotation, molecular function: heme binding; oxidoreductase activity, acting on paired donors, with incorporation or reduction of molecular oxygen; monooxygenase activity. The record is from RefSeq and is a predicted model, not a curated record. The transcript has 9 exons. Bases 114 to 1709 code for a protein of 531 amino acids. Gene Ontology annotation, cellular component: mitochondrial inner membrane. Gene Ontology annotation, biological process: cortisol metabolic process; glucocorticoid biosynthetic process; cholesterol metabolic process. Lineage: Eukaryota; Metazoa; Chordata; Actinopteri; Siluriformes; Clariidae.